AUGCCACCAAAACACGACCUUGUGCGUACCUCUUGUGUCCGUGCGAGCUACCCCAACAUUUGCCUACGAACACUCUCCUCCUACUCGGGCCCAGUCAACACCCCGCGUGACCUUGCUCAGGCGGCCGUGAAAGUCAGCCUCUCUCGAGCUCGUAAGGCCUCCGUUUUCCUGUCCCAGCUGAAGAGCCACAGCAAGAGGGAAGAGGGAGUCUUAAAUGACUGCGUUGAGCAAAUGGGGGACUCUGUGGAUGAGCUGAGCGAGACUCUGGAGGAGCUCCACAACCUACACGGCGGAGACUUCCAGUGGCGAAUGAGCAACGCACAAACAUGGGUUAGCGCCGCCUUGACGAAUGAAGACACUUGCCUUGAUGGAUUCAAGGAGAUUGACGGCAAUAUCAGAUCAGAUGUGAAGAAGAAGGUUACUAAUUUGGCUAGAAUUACCAGUAAUGCACUAUAUCUUAUCAAUCUUCUUGAUGAAUCUGGUGGGAAAAGAACUGUUCAAACUUAG
Messenger RNA from Fraxinus pennsylvanica, 507 nucleotides. Lineage: Eukaryota; Viridiplantae; Streptophyta; Magnoliopsida; Lamiales; Oleaceae. The record is from the annotation of a GenBank genome assembly.